Molecule: messenger RNA, 1172 nt
Organism: Phlebotomus argentipes
Lineage: Eukaryota; Metazoa; Arthropoda; Insecta; Diptera; Psychodidae
Product: protein takeout-like
Exons: 4
Coding region: 76-816 (246 amino acids)
Source: RefSeq, a predicted model, not a curated record
ACAUCACAAAGUGAUCGAAUACACAUUAAAAGUGAAUUUGUUCAGUUGUUUUGUGCAAAGUUCUAAAUAAUCGCCAUGUUUUCUCGAGGAAUUAUAAUAAUCAUUUUCAUAUUGAGUUGCAGUGGAGCGAAAUUUCCUUCGACAAUAUCACGAUGUCAAUAUGAAGACUCAAAUUGUAUGACUCAAGUGGCCCAGAAAGUCAUUUCAGAACACUACAAUGGAUUGCCAUCCCUAAAUCUGGUUCCUCUGGAUCCUGUUACCAUAAAAACCAUAAGUAUUGAGAAUUCUGGGAACAGAGCUGUCAACAUAAGACUGGUUUUCAACAAUGUUACCCUUCAUGGCUUGAAAAAUAUCGCAAUUCAGAGAAUAACCGGUUUCUCGAAACAGUAUGAAGGAUCGAAGAAUGAAAUUGAAUUUGUGGCGCCAAUAAUUCAAUUGGUUGGACAAUAUCAAAUCAGUGGGAAAGUCUUAAUUUUACCCAUUCAAGGAAAUGGCCAAAGCAACUUCACCUUAGAAAACGUUAAAAUCCGUGUAAAAUUCACCGGUAAGAAGGUCACGAAGAACCAAAAUGACUACUUCCAGACCAACGACAUCAAAAUCUCAAUGACAACCUCCAAACUCUGGAUUCAUUUUGAUAAUCUCUACAAUGGCGAUAAACUCUUAGGGGACACUACAAAUACCUUCCUGAAUGAGAACUGGAUGGAUAUUUUUAACGAAUUGAAGCCAGACAUAUCCAAAGCUUAUGCAGCAGCCAUUCAAACAAUCAUCAACAAUGUCUUCGCCAAAUUGCCAUACAGAGAAUACUUUGUCGAAUAACUUCACUAACUUUACUCACGAAUGAAUUAUUCAUUUGAAUUUUUAUUUCAUUGUGAAAAGAUGUUAUCUUAUUACUAUUAUCAUUAAAGUGGCUCUGCGUUUAACAACAAUAUUUUGACAAAGUAAACAGAUUUUAUAAGUGAUUUCUGGAAAUUAAUCUCAAUCGGAAAGAUAUUUGCAUUACAAAACGAAACUGUAUCUUCUCGAAGUCAAUUACCUUACUCAAUCUUAUACUGUGUCAAUCAAUUGAUAGAUGAUAACAGUAAUAAUACAAUAUAAUCGUUGAUUUUAUGUGCAUAUAUGAAAGGUUUCCCAGAUAUGUUGAGUUGAAAAUAUAUUUAAUACACUGCACACAA